Paramecium primaurelia is the source of this 818-nucleotide messenger RNA. Lineage: Eukaryota; Ciliophora; Oligohymenophorea; Peniculida; Parameciidae. The record is from the annotation of a GenBank genome assembly.
CUCAAAUUGUAUGACUUCUAUUUAAUAACUUUCUUAAGCGGAAAGACCAUAAGAAUAAUAAAAGAAUAAGAGUUCGACAUCAUCUAAAGACUCAGAAUCCUCAGACUCUUCUUAUGAUUUUGUGAAGGAUUUGAACCAGAAAUCUUCACUAAAGAGAACUCCAGAGGAAGAAUAAGAACUUCUGUCUCGAUAUAAAGGUAAAGUUUAGUAAGAUUUUAAAUUAGGUAAGCAUGGGUUAAAGUACUAGAAAAUAUCAAAUGAACAGCGAUAAAAACUUAUUAAGCAGGUAACAACUACAGGUUGCACAAUAAAAAGUGCUGCUAGAGAAUUGAAUAUCAAUUUUUCAACAGCAAAGGCUAUCAUGUAGAUUUUUAGAAAAGAAGGAAGAACGUCUAAAAAAGUAAAGAGGGACAAGACUUAAGAAGAAUUUUAAAAUCCUGGGAUAUUAAUUUAAGGUAUUUAGUAUAGUUUAAUAAUUUUAGUAGGAUUAUCAAAGGAGGAAUAAUGCUAGCCAAGACAAAAUACUGUAUAGGAUAAUUUAGAUACAAUGCAUUAUCAAUAGGUGGAAGAGAAAAAUAGAAAUUAAGUCAUAUAAAUAUAAUAGUUAAAUGCAUAGGUUAGAAACUUGAAAUAAAUUUUAGAAUUUAUAUUUAUAAGGAAGAAUAAAUUAAUUAUAACAAGAGAAAUCAUAAUUGUGUUAAAAUUAUUCCUAUUUGACUUCUCAGUAUAAUUAACUAUAACAAAUGGCAUAACAAAUAAAUUAAAAUUAUUAAGUAAGACUAACUAUGCCGUAAUAUUAAAAUCCUUAUCAAUUUUGA